Molecule: messenger RNA, 234 nt
Organism: Arabis nemorensis
Lineage: Eukaryota; Viridiplantae; Streptophyta; Magnoliopsida; Brassicales; Brassicaceae
Source: the annotation of a GenBank genome assembly
AUGGUUUUUAUUCCUUUUACAGCUUAUUCAGAUUCCAUUUCUCCAGGUCUUUUGCUGAGCACAAGCUGCUUCAUUGCAGGGAUAUCCUUUAUCUGUGAAGGACUCAGGACGAACCCUUACUGCAGGAAGAGGCCACUGAGCCUCUUAACUAUAGCCAAAAGCUUCAAAAGUCUAGUGAUAAUGGCACAUGGUAGAGGGUCCCUCUUCCACCUGCAAGAGCCACUAAACCAUUAG